UUCCCUCCCUGCCUGAAUCUCCCUGCGACCUCAGCGAGCGCCGCCGAGCCAGAGAAGCCCCAGACCAGACGUCCGAGGAAACGGAAGAGAGAAGAACCAUGAGCCACUCCUCCGUCCGCAGCUCCGGCUCCGCCUCCACCUCCUACCGCCGGGCCUUCGGGGGCGGCGCCCCCAUGCCCUCCUACUCCUCCAUGUCCUCCAGGACGUCGUACGGCGGGGGGCGCUACCUCAACUCCAUGCCCCCCACCAUGGCCUCCCGCUCGUCCGGCUACCGGCUGCGCUCCAGCGGCUCCCCGGCCCCCCGCCUGUCCUACGACAAGGUGGACUUCACCCUCGCCGAGGCCGUCAACCAGGAGUUCCUGACCACCCGCAGCAACGAGAAGGCCGAGCUGCAGGAGCUGAACGACCGCUUCGCCAGCUUCAUCGAGAAGGUGCGCUACCUGGAGCAGCAGAACGCCGGGCUGGAGACGGAGCUCAGCCACUUCAAGGGCAACAAGCAGGAGCCCAGCCGGGCCGACGAGCUCUUCCAGCGCGAGCUCCGCGAGCUCCGCCAGCAGAUCGAGCACAUGGGCAAGGAGCGCGACGGCAUGCAGGUGGAGCGCGACAACAUGGCCGAGGACCUGGCCCUGGUCAAGCAGCGCCUGGAGGAAGAGACCCAGAAGCGAGCUGAAGCUGAGAACAACCUGGUGCUCUUCCGCAAGGACGUGGACGACGCCACUCUCUCUCGCCUGGAGCUCGAGAGGAAGAUCGAGUCCCUGAUGGAUGAGAUUGAGUUCCUGAAGAAGCUGCAUGAUGAGGAGAUCCAGGAUGUGCAGGUGAGCGUGCAGACCCAGCAUCUGAAGAUGGAAGUGGACUCCUCCAGACCUGACCUGACCACCGCUCUGCGUGACAUCAGGGCCCAGUAUGAGAGCAUUGCUGCCAAGAACAUGCAGGAGUCUGAGGAGUGGUACAAGUCCAAGUUUGCUGACCUGACUGACUCCGCUAAGCGCAACAACGAGGCUCUGCGCCAGGCCAAGCAGGAGUCCAAUGAGUACCGCAGGCAGAUCCAGACCGUCACCUGUGAGAUCGAUGCGCUGAAGAGCACGAACGAGGCCCUGAUGAGGCAGAUGAGGGACAUGGAGGACCAGUUUGGGGUGGAAGUGAACGGCUACCAGGACUCGGUGGCUCGUUUGGAGGAGGAGAUCCGCCACCUGAAGGACGAGAUGUCCCGCCACCUGAGGGAGUACCAGGACCUGCUCAACGUCAAGAUGGCGCUGGACAUCGAGAUCGCCACCUACAGGAAGCUCCUGGAGGGCGAGGAGAGCAGGAUUACUGUUCCCAUCAAUGUCUCCUCUAUGAGUUCUCAUCGUAAUGCUGAUAUAGAUGACAACCGCAGCACCCCAAGCAAGAAAAGCGUGGUGAUAAAGACCGUGGAGACUCGCGACGGGGAGGUGGUGAAGGAGUCCAGGAAGGACAGGGAUUCAGACAGGGAUGAUUAGACAGAAGACCAUGGCCGCUUGUUCCAGCCCUAGAGCAGAAGAAUGAAAACAGAAGAAAAAAAAGAAGAAUAACUGAAAAUAAAUAACCGUAUGAAGAGUAAAUUAUGCCAAAAUAGUACACAAUCACAACCAAAUCCACACUUCUCACCGUCUCUGAGCUUAAGAAGGUUGUUGAUUGUACCACUGUACCAAAGCUCAUACCCAAGGCAGCUUCCUUCAGGGGCCUAGAUAAACCUCAGGCCAAUCUCCCCUCUGUUUAAAACCUUGACUCCUGAUCAGGUUUGUUUUCAGUGGUGCUUCCGUUUAGCCAUUCCUCACUGACAGCCGUACUGCCACAGCGACAGAGAUGAUUCCCAGCUGGCUCUGGCAGUCUCAACCUACCUGGUGCUGGGGUCCCCAUUAGCCCUCAGUUCCCUGGGUAACUGGAACAUAGUGCAUACCUCUGUCCUGGAGUUUCUUCAGGUACUCACAUUGAACAGCUGUGCUGUCCAUCCCACGGCGGAGCCCAAAUCCAGCAGGGUGGGUGGAGGCAUGCGCAACCCCCACCCGCCCGGCUCAGACACACACUGCGAAACCUCAGGCCCCGCCCCCACCCCACAGUGGGGCGUGAUGGCAGACAGAGAGAUCAGCAACACUUCCAACGGACAGUUCUGUUUCUAACACACAAUCACUGCAGGAAGACUCGCAUUGCAAUGGGUUGAUGAUGUGUGUUUUGGCAACCAAAAAAUAAAGAAUGGAAUGAUGAAUAAUAAUUAAAAAAACAAAAAUGAAAAUUGUAACUACUAAUAAGUAAAAUUGAAAUGAAAUGUGCAAAUAAAAUUAACUGGAACAAAGGCGA
Messenger RNA from Anguilla anguilla (European eel), 2316 nucleotides. RefSeq names its product peripherin-like. The coding region runs from base 99 to 1478 and encodes 459 amino acids. The record is from RefSeq and is a predicted model, not a curated record. The transcript has 9 exons. Gene Ontology annotation, cellular component: plasma membrane; axon; type III intermediate filament. NCBI's taxonomy places the organism in Eukaryota, Metazoa, Chordata, Actinopteri, Anguilliformes, Anguillidae.